This is a messenger RNA of Panicum virgatum (switchgrass), 1142 nucleotides long. RefSeq lists its product as uncharacterized. The transcript has a single exon. NCBI's taxonomy places the organism in Eukaryota, Viridiplantae, Streptophyta, Magnoliopsida, Poales, Poaceae. The record is from RefSeq and is a predicted model, not a curated record. Bases 361 to 804 code for a protein of 147 amino acids.
CCGAACUUUUCAUACAUGGUUUCGACCAAGCGACGACUGUAACCACGCAGUAUAGACUAUAGAGUACUAUUUCUCGUCUGAAGUUCAUGCAACUCCAGCCACUUCUAGAGCCCUAGUAGUAUACGUCGAGCGAACGCGCUUAUUAGCCCGCGUCGCCGGCGCGCAAGAGCUCGCCGCGGUAACCGCGGCUCGGCGACGACCCCGUCGAGGUCGUCUCGUCUCGUCGUCUUCUACCUUACGCGGCAACAUUUUCGCAAUGCAACUGAGAAUCUGGCACACCGUGUAUAUAACAGCGGGCAUUCGGAGCUCCGAUCCUUCACCAACCGCCAUCGCGAACUUGGAACCCCAGCGCCCGCCGCAAUGGACGUGCCGUUCUUCGUCGCCUUCUCCGCCAUCCUCCUCCUCGGCCGGUACCUCCCCUUCGCGCUCCCGGCGAACGCGCGCGCCGCCCUGGCCGACGGCGGCGCGGCGCCGCCCGCCCGCGCCGCCAAGUGCGCCAUCUCGGUGGCCGUGGCGGGGCUCGCGCUGCUGGUGUCCGCGCAGCAGUGCGGCGGCCGGCCGCCGCCGCCGCAGCAGCAGUGCCCGGCGGAGGCGGCGAUGGAGGCGAGGGCGCUGUGGCUCAACUCCGCCGCGCUCUUCCUCGGGACGCUCCUCGGGGCCGCCGCCGUGGCGCUGCACCCGCCCGCGCGCGCGCCGCCGGCCGUCGAGGUGGCCGUCGAGCACCUGACCAGGGUCACCGAGACCAUCGCGAUCACCGCGUUCGCGCACGACCUCUGUAUCUUCCUCAGGAUCUCCAAGGUCUAACAAAUUCAAAUUGAUAGAGUUGCGCGACGGCAGCAUCACGAGAAUUCAUGAUGCAUGUAUAGUAGUUCUGUUCGCUUAAUCAUCUAGAGGAAGAUCAGUGAUAAUGAUGGUCGCCAAUGUCAUCAAGUGCGAUCUGUAUCAUCCGUCCCUGAUAGCACUGCCACUGACCGCGUCGUAGAUGAAUCAUUCGCAAAUCAUGAAGGUCACUAUCGCCUACAGUUUCACCAUGAUCCACAGAGAACUGUACUACUGGUACAGAAAAUUCUGCUUGUAUUAUCAUAUCAGAGCGGUUGUUGGCGGCUCAAUGAUUUUGUUUUUGGACAACAACGUCUGGCGGA